GGAUUCCACCGGGCCUGGCGCCUAGUCAUGAUGUAAGCUCCGGUCGCCCGCUGAAUCGGAAGUGGGAGCCCUCCGGCCAGUGGGACUCUGUCGUGUGUCGUCGCCGCCGGCCCUUCAGGCUCUGCCCUUCCCCCAGGUCUGGAUGGAGGACGCUUUAAAGUGAAAUGACAGACCAGGAGAAUAACAACAGCAUCUCAAGCAACCCCUUUGCUGCUCUCUUUGGCUCUCUGGCUGAUGCCAGGCGGUUCGCAGCAAUCCAAAAGGAGCAGCUCAAGCAGCAGUCUGAUGAGCCCCAGGCCAGCCCAGACGACUCGGACAACAGUGUGUCGGAGAGCCUGGACGAGCUCGAUCGCUCUGCGGCUGAGAUCAGCCGCUCGUUCCGGUCACAGCAGGAGAUAUGUGAGCAGCUCAACAUCAAUCACAUGAUCCAGAGGGUCUUCCUCAUCACUCUGGACAACAGUGACCCAAACUUAAAAAGUGGGAAUGGUAUCCCCAGCCGCUGUGUGUAUUUGGAAGAAAUGGCAGUAGACCUCGAUGAUCAGGACUGGCUGGAUAUGAACAACAUUGAGCAGGCUGUCUUUGCUCGCUUAUUACUUCAAGAUCCAGGCAACCACUUGAUUAACAUGACUUCUUCUACAACGUUAAACCUCUCUGCUGAUCGAGAUGCCGGGGAGAGGCACAUUUUUUGUUACCUUUAUUCCUGCUUCCAAAGAGCCAAGGAAGAGAUCACCAAGGUCCCGGAGAACCUGCUGCCUUUCGCGGUGCAGUGCAGGGACCUCACCGUGUCCAACACGCGGACCGUGCUCCUCACCCCAGAGAUAUACGUUGACCAGAACAUCCACGAGCAACUGGUAGAUUUGAUGUUGGAAGCCAUCCAAGGAGCCCAUUUUGAAGAUGUAACUGAGUUUCUGGAAGAGGUCAUUAAAGCCUUGGUAUUGGACGAGGAAGUUCGGACAUUUCCAGAAGUCAUGAUCCCGGUGUUUGAUGUUUUACUGGGCCGGAUAAAGGACCUAGAACUCUGCCAGAUGCUGCUGUACGCAUAUCUGGACAUCCUGCUCUACUUCACGCGACAGAAGGACAUGGCAGCGGUGUUUGUAGAACACAUUCAGCCCAAGGACCUCAGCGACGGGCAGAUGUACCAGAAGACCUUGCUGGGGGUGAUCCUGAAUAUCUCCUGCUUGUUAAAGACUCCGGGUGUAGUCGAGAAUCAUGGCUAUUUCUUGAAUCCAUCCCGUUCCAGUCCCCAGGAGAUCAAAGUACAAGAGGCCAACAUCCAUCAGUUCAUGGCUCAGUUCCAUGAAAAGAUCUACCAGAUGCUGAAGAACUUACUCCAGCUCUCUCCAGAAACCAAACACUGUAUCUUGUCCUGGCUUGGAAACUGUUUGCAUGCGAAUGCAGGCCGCACCAAGAUCUGGGCCAAUCAGAUGCCAGAAAUCUUCUUCCAAAUGUAUGCCUCGGAUGCCUUCUUUCUGAACCUGGGUGCUGCUCUCCUGAAGCUGUGCCAGCCCUUUUGCAAACCCAGAUCCUCUCGGCUCCUCACCUUCAAUCCCACCUACUGUGCUCUGAAGGAGCUGGAUGAUGAAGAACGGAAAAUUAAAAAUGUGCACAUGAGAGGUUUGGACAAAGAAACCUGUCUGAUCCCAGCUGUGCGGGAGCCCAAGUUUCCCCAGAGCUACAACCUUGUAACCGAGAACCUCGUCCUGACAGCCUACGCCUUGUACUUGGGAUUUCACAGGUUGCAUGAUCAGAUGGUAAAAAUCAACCAGAAUCUGCACCGGCUGCAGGUCGCCUGGCGGGAUGCUCAGCAGAGCUCCAGCCCUGCUGCUGACAACCUGCGUGAGCAGUUCGAACGACUCAUGACCAUCUAUCUUUCCACCAAGACUGCCAUGACUGAGCCCCAGAUGCUCCAGAACUGCCUGAACCUGCAGGUGUCCAUGGCUGUCCUCCUGGUUCAGCUGGCCAUCGGCAACGAGGGCUCCCAGCUGGCCGAGCUGACGUUCCCUCUGCCAGACAGCUGCAGCUCCUUGGCUUACGUGCCGGAAUUUUUUGCAGAUAACCUGGGUGAUUUCCUCAUCUUUCUCCGCCGCUUUGCUGAUGACAUCCUAGAGACAUCAGCAGACUCCCUGGAACAUGUCCUUCACUUCAUCACCGUCUUCACUGGAAGCGUAGAAAGGAUGAAGAAUCCCCACCUGAGGGCCAAACUGGCCGAGGUGUUGGAAGCAGUGAUGCCCCACCUGGAUCAGACCCCGAGUCCUCUGGUAUCCAGCGUGUUCCACCGGAAGCGUGUGUUCUGCAGCUAUCCGUAUGCACCACGCCUGGCAGAGGCUCUGAUCAAGGUGUUCGUGGACAUUGAGUUCACAGGAGACCCCCAUCAGUUUGAACAGAAGUUUAAUUACCGCCGUCCCAUGUACCCCAUUCUAAGGUACAUGUGGGGGACAGAUGCCUAUCGAGAGAGCAUCAAGGAUUUGGCUGACUAUGCCUCUAAGAAUUUAGAAGCCAUGAAUCCCCCACUUUUUCUCCGCUUUCUAAACCUGCUAAUGAACGAUGCCAUCUUCCUUCUGGAUGAAGCCAUACAGUAUCUGAGCAAGAUAAAGAUCCAGCAGAUUGAGAAGGACCGAGGCGAGUGGGACAGUCUGACUCCGGAAGCCCGUCGAGAAAAGGAAGCUGGCCUGCAGAUGUUCGGACAGCUGGCCCGUUUCCAUAACAUCAUGUCCAACGAGACCAUCGGCACGCUCGCCUUUCUGACGUCAGAGAUCAGAUCACUCUUCGUGCACCCUUUCCUGGCCGAGCGCAUCAUCUCCAUGCUGAACUACUUCCUGCAGCACCUGGUUGGCCCCAAAAUGGGGGCCUUGAAAGUCAAGGACUUCAGUGAAUUUGACUUCAAACCCCAGCAGCUCGUGUCAGAUAUCUGCACUAUCUACUUAAAUCUCGGGGAUGAGGAGAAUUUCUGUGCCACUGUGCCCAAGGAUGGACGUUCCUAUUCCCCAACUCUCUUUGCACAGACAGUCCGAGUCCUGAAGAAAAUAAAUAAGCCUGGGAAUAUGAUUGUGGCUUUCAGCAACUUAGCAGAGAGAAUCAAGUCCCUCGCAGACCUCCAGCAGCAGGAGGAGGAGACCUAUGCAGACGCCUGCGACGAGUUCCUGGAUCCCAUCAUGAGCACGCUGAUGUCGGACCCUGUGGUGCUGCCGUCUUCCAGAGUCACUGUGGACAGAGCCACCAUUGCCAGGCAUUUGCUCAGUGACCAAACAGAUCCCUUUAACCGCAGUCCCCUCACCAUGGACCAGAUCCGGCCCAACACAGAACUGAAAGAGAGAAUCCAGCGGUGGCUGGCAGAGAGGAAGCAGCAAAAGGAGCAACUCGAAUAAAUACUGUGACCUGAACCAACCCAACCACCCAGCGUGUAGAUAAACAGUUGUUUGUCACUUCUCUUUGGUUCUGUUCCUUUUUUUCUUCCUCUUUGCAAAUUGGAGAACUGCUCUUGCUCAAAUCACGAUGAUUGAGAUUCCUAAGGACUUGCCAGUGCUCCCGGCUCGCAGACUGGUCACAGCGCCACGCUUAGACGUAAUCACUGAUUUUUACGCUCCAUUCUCUCAUCCUGUUCUUUCUUCUUCCCGUCCUACCUUAAAUGACAUUAACUCCAACUACAAAAACUUCCUGCCACCUUAGCAUUUCUCUUCCAAGGACUGCUCAGACAUCUUUGGUGAGCACUGCUUUUAAGUGUAUGAUGUCACAUGCUUCAGUGACAGCUGAUGUCAUCAGAAAGUCCUGUGUUACCAAGGUAUUGACUAGUCUUCAUGACCCAGACAUCAGUUCCUUUCCUUGUGACAGCUCUGUGUAACCUUCACCUUUGAGUACUUUUCAGUAAGAUGAUAGAUGAAAAGGAAACGUAUCACACAGUUGUGUUGCUGCUAACUCUUUAAUUUUGUGUUAUCUUGUAACUCAGAUACAGUGGAGGACACUCAUGGGGUUGUCAUUACCACAGAAAACUUAGCCCUACAGUAUCUUUAGAAGUGACAGGACAAACGCUGUUGACACAGUUCAAAGACUUGUGAGGUGAGAAGAAAGGAGGCCGUUGGGCCGUUGGGCUGAUGGGAUCUGUUGCUACAGUACCAGACUUGAGUAGAGGAGCUGGACGACAGACACCGUAAGCAGGAAAAAUGUCCUUUUAAGACACCAGUAUCAACAGUGCAUCUCAGUAUAUACGUACCAUGUGCUUUUCUCUCAGUCUAGUGUAAACUGAAUACCGCUUUAAGUCGUCUCUUCCAGGGGAAGAUGCAUGCAGCGUGGCCAGUGACACACUUCUCUAGACAGAAUUCUGAGAUGAUGAAAUGUAUAUAGUUAACAUUAGGGCUUAUGAUCUGAAUUCCAAGAACUGCUUCUAACUCAGCUUUCGGUUAGCAGUAAACAGAGAAGGAAUCUGAGGACAGCUUUGUCCAGACCAUUUUAAAUAUCGGCUUAGCCCUGUGUAGUUAGCAGGUGGGUGGGCCCCAUGUUUACAAGUUGAGCUUGAGUUCACUACUUAGUUGUGCAGCUCAACAUGCUAAGUAAGGCACAUUCCCCUGGGGACUGUCUGUAUCACUGUCCCCCUAAGCCCAAAGAUACCCUCAGUGACAAGAAAAAGGGUAUGAUCUGGAAACAGGUCAUUGCUUCCUUUAGAGGACAUCAUUAACCAUAGCGUCAUUCAAAUAAGAUGUUUCAUAAUCCAAGUUUCUGUCGACAGCUCUUGAUAUGUUUUUGAUGGUAUCAGCUGGAAAACCACAAAUCAGAGGACAUCCCACACUAGAUAUUACAGAUGUUGCCUGUUCUGUGCUUAUAAACGAAAGGGAAAGUCAGGUGUGCAAAUGCCAGCACGUUGUUAGAUCAUAAUUCGAUGCAGUCCUGGGUCCUGAAGGCUUGGCAGGAUUCGUUUAUUUCUUAAAAUAAGCUUCAUGUCAUGUCAUGUUUAUUAUCCUCCUUUAUUGAGAAUGUACUGUGUAUAGAAUAAGCUGCUACCUACUCGCCUUUAUCUUCCAAACCCAAUAUGAUAGGAUGUUUUCAUUUCUAAAAGAAGUGAAGGAAAGACCAGAGUUUUAUAGGAGAAAAUCGGAGGGAAAAUGGGCACAAAACCUCAGAAGGCAGCUAUUCCCAGUAGCUUUCUACUCAACAACCUGUUCGUCUGUAUCUAUGUCUAUAUUCCACUAUGUGUUUAGUCGUCAGAUUGUAAGCCUUUUCUGGAAAGCUUUUGUGUGUGUUUUAAAGCCCUUUUCCUGAAACUUAUGAACGGCUAUAGCACCAUUAAUGCUGCUGAAUGUCUUUAAACUCAUUACAAAGGCAAGUUCAUAGCUUAAGGCCACUAUUGGUAAGGAAACCAAGUGGUUUAAGAACAUCCAAAAAAUGAGACUAAAAAACUAUCAUUUUGGUACAAUGCAGUGCAUGUAUGCACUUGGAAGCUUAGAGGUGUUCUGUUACCUGGAACUCAGAAGCAGUUAUAGUGUAUGGGAGCAGACCUCCCAUAAUCCCUAGUUUUUGGUGUUGGCUUUGCUGGAGUAUGAUAGGAAAAUGAAGACUCUUUAAUCAUCUCUAAUAUUGCCUACUAAGAGGGUACUACUAAACUUGGGAAAUUAGGUAGGGUUUAUCAAGCAAUCUGGGUUUUUUUAAUGGAUAUAUAAAACCUAAAAGGAAUGUUAAAAGAUUCUUUAAUGGUGCGGGUAAAGGUGCCAGUUGCUAUUUGGUAUCACACUCUACAGACGCUUCAUUACUGUAUUUGAUGCUGGUUGCUAAGCAGCCGAUGUGCAGAGCAUAAGUCUCCUGGGGUGCCUUUACCAGCCAGAGGCUGAUGCUGCACGGUGGGUGACAUGAGUAAAUAAUGUAUGUGCUCGAACUGCUAAACAGGAAAAGAACUUAGAAACAAAAAGAUGAAGAACAAAACAACAAAAAGGUUGAUUGAAAUAAAACUUGAUCAACGUAAACUGUAUUUUGAAACAUUCCAAGAAGGUUAUUUCUUGUCAAACUCACCUG
Molossus molossus (Pallas's mastiff bat) is the source of this 5997-nucleotide messenger RNA. It is a transcript of the gene UBE4A, whose product is annotated as ubiquitination factor E4A. The coding region runs from base 165 to 3365 and encodes 1066 amino acids. Lineage: Eukaryota; Metazoa; Chordata; Mammalia; Chiroptera; Molossidae. Gene Ontology annotation, molecular function: ubiquitin-ubiquitin ligase activity. Gene Ontology annotation, cellular component: nucleus; cytoplasm; ubiquitin ligase complex. Gene Ontology annotation, biological process: protein polyubiquitination. The record is from RefSeq and is a predicted model, not a curated record. The transcript has 20 exons.